Molecule: messenger RNA, 3490 nt
Organism: Aedes albopictus (Asian tiger mosquito)
Lineage: Eukaryota; Metazoa; Arthropoda; Insecta; Diptera; Culicidae
Product: cGMP-dependent protein kinase 1
Exons: 8
Coding region: 491-3427 (978 amino acids)
Biological process (GO): protein phosphorylation
Molecular function (GO): cGMP-dependent protein kinase activity; ATP binding
Source: RefSeq, a predicted model, not a curated record
GGAUGGACAGUUGCUCCCGAAGAGUCGCGUCGAACGUACGUUCUAGCGGGAUUUUUUGUUCGAUUUCCAUUUUUUUUUGAUCUUCUUUCGCUUCGCUGGAGAACGUAGUAACGGAGCUCAGAAGAUUGGCGGAAGAAAAAUCUUCGUCCGGGAAAACAACCAACGGCGAACCAAAUUGGACGCUGAUGAUGGGUCGUUACCUGCCUUAGUGCAUCGUUGAUGAUAUGCGUAUUACACCGGUGGGCGACAAGAAGCAGUCAGCCGGUAGCAGAGUAAAUAAAUUAAAAUUUAUGAACCACCGGGCGUGUUCAUUCACGGGCGAAUAAAUAAAAUCAAUCUCUGACGCGAGCGAGUGGGGGUGGAGGCGUGCGGCCACCCAAAGGUAAUUCGAGAGCAGUACCAGCAGUAGCAGCAGCAGCAACAGCAUCCUACUAGUGGGAGCCUUGUAUCGCAACGAGUGGGCCCUUGGAGCCUGCGGAGGAAAGCUCUAAUGGCGUGCUUCGCGAAAUUUUUCUCCAGAAAGCACGGUUCGUUUAACCUUCCCGACGUUGGCAAGACAGAUGACGGCAUUGUGCCCGUCCGAUUGAGUCGGAGAAUCUACGAGCAAGAAUUUAAUCCCACUACCAAUGGAACGUCCAGGUCCGUCGGGAAAUUUUCCCCAAAAGGCACGGAACGUGAAUCCGGUCUAGGCAGUUUAGAUGAACGGCUGAAUGUACCCAACGGGACUCCCUGGGAAGCUACUAGACCUGUAUCGGUUCCGCAACCACAGUUCGAACGGAAAAUUCCACAACCGAACGCGAAGGAGCGCAUCAGUGCCAGCUCACAAGAGCCUGACCGAAACAUCAACCUUGAGCUACUCAAGGAAAUUCAGCAAACUAAAAUACUCCUCCAGUUGGCACUAGAAUCGAAACUUCGAGAACACCCCAACAAGGAUGAUCGCCUUCACCUGGUCAAAUUGGAGAAAGAAAUCAAAGAACUGCAGAACCGUAUCAGCAAGAGUAGCGUCGUUGCUACGCCAGUGCAGGAACCGGUCAUCGUCAAAGAGACUACCCGUCCAGUCGCUCGGGCUAGUCCUAAGACUUCACAAGGGUCGUCCCGUUCGAAUCUCCCACCUCCAAAGUCCUCACUCAGUAGACAGAUAUCCACAAUCACAACGCAGACCUGGGAAACGAGUGAGACAUCCGACGAUUACGACACAAUCCCACCGUCCAAAUCGAAGGUCCAACCCGUCCCCGAAGUUUCCAGCUCUGAAGAAGAAGAAGAAGAUGAUGAGGAUGAACGCAGUCGAGAUGCACAGGACGACACCUCUCAAGACGAGGAACCGACACCUCCCAAGUUGCCUCCGCCGAGGGUACCCUCCAUGGUAGAUGACAUGAUAAACCUUUCCGUUCCAUUGAGCUUGGUGAGCAACGAAAUUGAGAAGCAUCAGCAAGCUCCACCCGUUCCAUCGGGACCUCCUCCGAAACGAACUCCACCACCAACUCCAGUGCAAGAAGAGAUCCCCGGCAAACCUCAACGAGACUCGGAUGACUCGCUACCUCCACCGAAGAUUGAAGAACUGAACGUCAGCCGAUCGGUUGGGAUCCUGAAGAAGGUUCGCAAGGAAGGUGUUCUAUCAGACAAAACAGAAAUCAAGGGUUCUCGAGAAAUUGUCAUUCCAAGCCAUCCGAAGCGGGCGGAAGAUGAGCUACUGAUAAGGAAAGCCAUCUCCGCGAACGAGUUCCUGAACAAUCUGAUGGACGAGGAACGGUUGAAGGCGGUAACGGAUGCCAUGAGCCCCAUGGCAUUCCCACCGAACAGCUACAUUAUCAAGGAGGGGGACAUCGGUGCGCAUUUCUUUGUGUCGUCCGAUGGAACCUACGAGGUUGUGGCGGAGAACAAGGUGAUCAAAUCCUUUGGACGGGGUGUCGUCUUCGGGGAGUUGGCCAUUCUGUACAAAGCGAAACGGUUCGCGAGUAUUCGGGUCACUACGGAGGCCAAGGUUUGGAUGCUGGAGCGGAAGGUGUUCCAGAAGAUUAUGAUGAAAAGUGGGAGGAAGGAGCGGGAGGAGAACGUGAAGUUCUUGAGUACGGUGUCUAUUUUGAAGGAUCUGGAAACCGAGAAGCUCCAUAAGAUUUCGGAUCUGCUGAAAAGGGAGUUCUACGCAACUGGAUCCACAAUCAUCCAACAAGGUGAUCCAGGUGAUAAGUUCUACAUCAUUCGGGGCGGUAGUGUAAAUGUGAUCAAAACCGAUCGGCAUGGAGCUGAUAAACUGGUCGGUACUCUACAACGGGGAGCGUACUUCGGUGAACAGGCCCUGCUUCAUGAAGAUCGACGACUGGCCAGCAUCAUUGCAAAUCCCCCUGGAACGGAAUGUUUGACGUUGAAUCGGAUAGCAUUCAAUGAAUUUCUUGGCGGACUGGAGAAGUUACGUGAAAUAAAGCUGUCCGAUGACCUGCCCAGGAUAUCUGGUGAUAAGAAUACAUCUUCUGAAUACGACCACAUUCAGCUGCAUGAUUUAACCUACAUCGGCACGCUGGGAAUCGGUGGCUUCGGUCGGGUGGAGCUGGUGCGAUACCAGAAGCAGAAAACCUUCGCCCUCAAGUAUCUGAAGAAGAUUGAGAUGGUACGGCAGCAGCAGCAGGAGCACGCCUACAGCGAGAAGGAUAUCAUGCUGAGCUGUAAUAGCCCGUUUAUUGUGAGGUUAUACAAAACGUAUCGCGAUAAAAAGUAUCUCUACUUCCUGAUGGAGGCCUGCCUGGGUGGUGACGUUUGGACGAUUCUGCAAAAGAACAAACAUUUCGACGAACGGACGGCCCGCUUCAUGGCCGGUUGCGUGGUGGAAGCCUUCGAGUAUCUGCACAGUCGCAAUAUGAUUUACCGGGACUUGAAGCCGGAAAAUUUAAUGCUGGACGAGCAGGGAUACAUCAAAUUGGUGGAUUUCGGUUUCGCCAAACGCAUCGGUGCCAACCAAAAAACGUGGACUUUUGCCGGCACACCGGAGUACGUUUCGCCGGAAAUUAUCCUGAACAAAGGCCACGACCGAGCGGUAGAUUAUUGGGCGCUAGGUGUUUUCAUCCACGAGUUGCUUGUUGGUAAACCGCCGUUCCGUGGAAAGAAUCACAUGAAAACCUACAACGCCAUUCUGCGUGGAAUCGAUAUUAUUGAGCUACCGUCGCGGAUUCCGAAAAAGGCGCAGGUGCUGAUUAAACGACUUUGUCGGCAGAUUCCGGCCGAGCGGCUCGGAUACGGCAAAAAUGGAAUCGCCGAUAUUAAAAACCAUCCGUGGUUCUCGGGCUUCGAGUGGCAGCGGUUGAAGGAGCGCACGCUGCCGGCCCCGUUGGUGCGCCCGAUCCAAUCCGACACCGAUCUGUCCAAUUUCGACGAGUAUCCGAAGGAUCAGGACGAACCACCGGACGAGACAUCCGGAUGGGAUAUCAAUUUUUAACCUCCACCUUCAUUAAUACUGACUAAUUAAAAUUGAUAAAUAUAAGCCCAGUUACAUGUGUAA